AUGAUUAAAGGGUAUACAAGUAUUCGUUUUCUCCGUGUUUUUUUAGUGCUGUGGAUUACCUAUGCCACGUACACAAUGGGCCGUCGACCCUUUAGUGUGGCUCGAGCCGAUAUUCAGCGUGAUACCGGACUCACUGCGGCUCAAACUUCUAUUGUAGACACAGUCUUUAUGCUUACAUACACAGUUGGACAAUUAGGGUAUGGAUACAUCAAAAAAUAUUUGGGAAAUAAAGAAAUACUUUUGUAUGGUAUUCUUUUUUCUUCUGUGUCUUCAUUAUUAUUGGCUUUUUCCUCAUCAUUACUUUUUUUUUCUCUCGCAUGGGCAUUAAAUGGGUUCGCACAAGCAGCUGGAUGGGCUACUUGUUUAUCAAUUUUAAAUUAUUGGAUUUUUCCACAGGAACGUGGAAGAGUAAUGGGUUGGUGGUCAACAAACAUGGCAGUAGGUGGUGUAGUUGGAAAUGUUUUACCAGCAUUUCUUAUCGGAAAAGGAUUUUCAUGGCGUUUAGCUGUUAGUAUUGAGGCAAUAGUAUUGAUGGGAGUGGCUGUUUUAAUAUUUUUUUCUCUUAUUCAACACCCUAAUAUGGUUAGAUUACCUUCUGUACAGCAAGUUGAAGAAAACAAUAUAACAGCUGGAUAUUUACAGGAAAUUGGAUCCCUUCGUCUAAAUAAGGAUGGUGAAAUAUGUUCUCCCAUGUGUUCAUCUGCUUUAACAGACUCAGAACCUAUACAACGUAUGUAUAAUGAUAGCCCCUCAAGUAAAGGGAUUUCUACUAGUAUCAAUGAUUAUGAUUCAUCUCUUACUUUUUGGCAAAUUGUUUUUAUUCCUGGGGUUAAGGGUAUUUGUAUGUCUUAUUUCCUACAUAAACUUGUACGAUAUGGCUUUAUGUUUUGGCUUCCAUAUUUUGCAGUAGAAGAGCUAAAAUAUACUACAGAGUCUGCUGGAUAUGUGUCAUCUUUUUUUGAUAUUGGUGGAGUUAUUGGUACUAUAGCGUCUGGAUUUUGUUCGGAUUGGUUAUUUCAUGGGAAAGGUCGAACACGAGUUAUUUUACUUUUUACUUUGGGUAUGAUUAUUGGUACUUGGUGUUUUGGUGCAUUUUCUCAUAUAUUUGUAGAAAGUGUAGCAUUAUGUGCUGUGGCUGUCUCAGUUGUUGGAUUCUUUUCCUUUGCGAUUGAUGCACUAAUGUCAGGUUCCUUCCUCCUUGAUUUCCUUGAGCAUGCCAAAUUAACAGGACAAUCAGGAGCUAUAUCUGGCGUUGUGGGUGGUAUGGGAUCAGCUGGAUCAAUCUUUCAAGGUAUUUUUACAGUUGUAUUAAGCUCAAGCUCUUGGUCUACGUUGUUUUAUAGUUUUAGUUUGGCUAGUGCUGUGGCAAGUAUUUGUUUGAUCCAACCUCUUCGGUAUGAAAUGCGAGGGCGUCAUGGAACCUUUUCAAUUGUGUGA
Molecule: messenger RNA, 1437 nt
Organism: Trypanosoma theileri
Lineage: Eukaryota; Euglenozoa; Kinetoplastea; Trypanosomatida; Trypanosomatidae
Exons: 1
Coding region: 1-1437 (478 amino acids)
Biological process (GO): transmembrane transport
Cellular component (GO): membrane
Molecular function (GO): transmembrane transporter activity
Source: RefSeq, a predicted model, not a curated record